Bombus terrestris (buff-tailed bumblebee) is the source of this 2128-nucleotide messenger RNA. RefSeq lists its product as uncharacterized. NCBI's taxonomy places the organism in Eukaryota, Metazoa, Arthropoda, Insecta, Hymenoptera, Apidae. The transcript has a single exon. The record is from RefSeq and is a predicted model, not a curated record. The coding region runs from base 14 to 2029 and encodes 671 amino acids.
GUUGGCAGGGAAAAUGAGUUAUCUGGUCAUCAUACUUACCCUCAUCAAAAUAGUAUAUGGCCUGAUAGGAUACGACUGCAAUGGCAAUCACCUCAACGUUACCACUAUCUCUUUAAACUCCAUCGGGGACUGCAGCAUACAGCCUGUGAUAACAGAAAACCAAGACACUUAUAUCCAACUACUGCAACUAUCGGAAUUCGAAUUUACCAGCGUGAGGCAAUGCAAGGUACAAAUAACACGAAUUAUAUAUUAUUGUGGCAUGCACUCCCACACUUCGGCAGUGCACAACGGAUUCGCCGAAUACCUCCACGAAACAACCGCUCAACAAUGUGCUAGGAUGCACCUAGAUGGCACGUUUUCACUCGGACCACAAAAUCUUAUAGUAGGCUUAAAGGAUAACGCAACGGAAACGAGGUCGCUUGUCCUAGCCGGCAAAUUAACAAACGACGGCAACUGCCAAGGAACACAGUACGUAGACCCAUACGGGAGCUGGGAAGGUGUUGUCGUACAAGCCACAGUAAGGAUAAGUUUAAGAUCAGGAGUUGUGCCAGUACAAACUGAAGCGAAUAAAAUUUUAUUGAAAUCAGGAACGGUAUGUACCUUCAGCGAAGGAAAUUGUCUAGACGCCGAGGACGGGUACACUUAUUGGCAACCACAACCGCCCUCACCAUGCAAAUUUGAUCAGUACGAUGUACUAUAUGAAGGAAUUGCCACAAGGAUUCAAGAAAUAAAAACUAACAGGGAACUAGCACAACCAAUCUACGCAUUAACAACACAAGAAGUAACCUUUGCAUUGACUAAAACCGGAGAACAACCCCUAUGCGGAUACACUUUACUAUCCACAGAGCACCCUAAAUUGUUCCUAUUGGAGACAACAAAAGGAAAUACGUUCAUAUCCAAACGCAAGACAGCAGUCGAAAAUUUGGAUAUAUUCACAUACGUUAAUUCUAAAUUCGUUUAUGUAGAGAAGCACAUUAAAAGACAAAUGACGGCACUAUACCAUGAUGUAUUGACACAAAGAUGCAACACUGAAAAGAAAGUAAUAGAAAACGCUUUAAGUUUAGCAACCCUUCUGCCCGACGAAUUCGCUUAUACAAUAACCAAAACCCCAGGACAUAUGGCCUUGAUCGCAGGAGAAGCAGUCCAUAUAGUCAAAUGUGUUCCAGUGCAGGUAAAAAUACGACACACGACGGAAUGCUAUUCGGAACUACCUGUUUGGCAAGGAAAUCGCACCGCAUUUUUAACACCAAGAACACACAUUCUAACUCAACAUGGAAAUCAUAGAGAAUGUAGUGCAGUACUACCCACACUAUACAACAUUGACGGACUCUGGCACAAGUUCGUACCAAAACCGAUGGAGGCAAGUGCACCACAAGAACUCCGUCCAGACACACGCCAAACAUGGCAAUAUCCAGCACCAUCAUCAUUGGCCACAAGCGGAAUAUAUACCCAAAGGGACCUUGAUACACUACGAGAUCACGUCAUGUUCCCAGUUGAGAAAACAACAAUAUCAAACACACUGGCCAGAGGAGCAACAGGAAAAGUAAUCGUCCCUGGAACGGUAAAUAUCUUGGGAAUCAUGGAUGAAAACGCACUAACGACACUAGCAAAGAAUACUGCAUCGAAAUUAUGGACUGGUUUUAUGGAAAUCGGAACGGUCAGCGCAGCAAUACUUGGAAUCUUCAUAAUACUGAAAAUAAUGAAAACAAUAGUUGACAUAGUUAUACAUGGAUAUCAAUUACGCGAAACUUACGGAUGCGGACUCGCACUACUCGGAGCAAUAUGGGGCUCAGUCACUCACCUGCUAUUGUACAUGAAGGGAAAACGCAACGUCGAAAAUCAAACACAACCACAAGGAAUAUCAAUUACAUCUAACGAUACAAUAUAUCAACAACCAACAACCACUACGUCCGCUCUAAAUGAGCUGAAGGACACAAUCAGUCAAAUUUCCUCCGGAAAUUUGAACUCCAAGAGGGGGGGGGGUGUCACGUCCCACGCUCCACACGUGCCGCAACGAAAACAUAGAUAACCGCAAUGCACAAACAACGCAAGUAUCAACUCGUAUACCUGGAAACAAACACACAGUGCAAUGAAAAUGGAAAUUCUUUAAUAAAAUUUAUUAAACAUA